AUGGAUUCUAGCAAGGGGUUUGUCAACAAAUUUAUGAACUCAGAUAAUGUAACUAAUGACAAGUUUGGAGCCAAUAAAUUGGAUGAAAAGGUGCACUCUGACCCUUCCCUUUCCACAUUCUCUGGGUGUAACGAACGCAAUUGUCACUGUAAAAAUACUGAGACGCAAAAUUACACAUUUAAUCCACCAAACAUGGCAUAUGCCACUGUGCCAUAUUUCCCUUCAGAAAGCAUUGGAAAUUUAAAACAUAGCAUGAAUGGCAGUAAAAUGGACACCAAAAGAUUCUGGUCAAGCGAUAAUUUUGUUAAUGGUGCAAAUGACUAUGAAAAAGGUUUACCUCGGGGCUACUCAAUCUAUCAAGGCUGGGGUGCCAACCCUAACAACACCCAUUAUGGCGAUGGCAUAUAUGAUAGACAUAUUACCCCUCAUAGCAAUGGCAUCAAUAAUGUUAAUUAUCAGACAGCAGAUAAUCUACACAACUUAGAAUACAGUCUGUCACAAAGUUACCCCUUCCGCCCUUUAUACCCCCUUGAACAUUUGAAUCCUGCGAAUGGCCUUGGUAAUAGGUAUAGAAGAAGUUACGGGGGCGCUCCCAGUUACAAUUUAAGCCACGAAGAUAAAAUUCGGCGAAAGAGUACAAAGCCCUUUUGCUGCUAA
Molecule: messenger RNA, 657 nt
Organism: Babesia microti strain RI
Lineage: Eukaryota; Apicomplexa; Aconoidasida; Piroplasmida; Babesiidae
Exons: 1
Coding region: 1-657 (218 amino acids)
Source: RefSeq, a predicted model, not a curated record